UCCGUUGCCUCACAACAGCUUCCUUUUUCUCUCCUUCUACUCAGAGUCACCGAUUUCUUCUGUCCGCAUUUGCAGCUUCACGACUUCUUUCUUAUCUUCUACACCUAACGACUACAUCUUCACAAUGCCGCCUAAGAAGGACGCCGCUGCCGGAGAGUCCGACGCCCUUUUGGUAGGCUUCACAAACAAGGAGACCAAGCUCUUGGCUGCUGCCUUUGUCAGUUCCACUGCUCCAGAUAAAUUUGACUAUGACAUUAUGGCUACGUUGACCGGCAACACUGCUGGCUCUCUCAAGAAGAUGUGGCCGCCGGUAAAGAAGAAGGCUGCUGAGGGCCAUGCUUCGUUCGCCGCCUUCCUUGGACAGGCUGGUGUCGCUGCUUCCGCAGCUCCUGCUGGUGGAGAGCCUAGGCCCAAGCCCCAAGCUCCUGUCAAGGUCGUCAAGAAGCGCAAAGCAACCGAUGAGGCCCCCGAGGAUGCCGAAGAUAGCGCCAAAGACCUUGAUCCUCCCUCUGCCACCGAAAAAUCUGAGGGCGACAAGUCAGACUCCAAGAAGAAGAAGGUCCCGGCUGCCAAGAAAGGAAGGAAAACCCCAGAUCAGAAGAAGGAGCCAGCCAAGGCUAAAGGACGUCCCAAAAAAGCUGUUAAGAAAGAGGAAUCGGCAUCCGAGGAAGAAGUCAAAGACAAUUCUGUCGAGAACUCCGCUGAUGGCGGUGAUGGUCCUUGCGGCGAGGCUGAAGACGACAUCUGAGACGUUCCUGAUCGCUGGCUGUAUUCAUACCUCAACGGGGGAUGUUUCUUCGUUGCACGCAUGAAAGCACCGUAUGUCCUCUAGGUAUAUGAUGUUCUGUCGCUCGGCGCAAGGAGUUCCUGGAUGAUAUGGCAUGGGAUGAUAUGAUACCCCUGGUUGAGGCUAUGAUGGCUCUUAGAACUUACGUUGAUCAUGACAUGCACUUCACGUGGUCGAAUCAACGAUAAUACACUCUGCUCACGUA
Alternaria alternata is the source of this 992-nucleotide messenger RNA. RefSeq lists its product as hypothetical. The transcript has 3 exons. Lineage: Eukaryota; Fungi; Ascomycota; Dothideomycetes; Pleosporales; Pleosporaceae. The record is from RefSeq and is a predicted model, not a curated record. The coding region runs from base 125 to 748 and encodes 207 amino acids.